AUGGUGUCCUUAAGAUCAAUUACCUUAUUCAAGUUAACUUCUACCUUAAUUUUGAAUAUCAUUCCUACUUCCCUUCAAAAUGAACGCAACGGCGUUAAGGAUUGUCCACACAAGAUAUUAAAUAUGCAAUCAACAGAAAUAGAAAAAACAGAUGCAUGGAAAGAAAACGAGUGGAAUAAGUGGAAAUUGGAUUUAGAAGCUAAUUGGAAAGAGUUUAAUUUAUCACUAAUAGAAGAAAGAGAUGAGUGGAUACAGAAUAUAACAAAGGACUGGAAUGAAUGGAUGCAGAACAUGCAACAUAAAUGGACCCAUUUUAUUGAAAAUGUGGAUGAACCGUAUAAAUCUUAUAUCCUAGAGAAAUCAUUAACAUGGAAUAAUGCUGAUUGGGAAAAUUGGAUUAAUACCGAACUUAAGGGACUCAUUGAUAAUGACUGGAAAAAGUGGAUCAAUAGAAUGGAAUCACACCUUUACAGAAUGAUAGAGGAUACGUGGAUGCACUGGAGAAGUUACCAAAUUUUGACAUGGCUCAAGAGCGAUUGGAAACAUGACGAAAACAUAUACUGGUUAAAGAAAGAAUAUAUAGAAUGGAACAAGCCUUCAAAGGUACAAAAUACGGGAGAGUGGCUUAAAUGGAAACAAAGAGUACACAAACAAAGUCUAGAAUGGUUUCGUUGGGUACAGAGCAAAGAGAAAAUAAUUGAAAAUAUUAAAUGCAUAAGUUGGAUAUUAUGGAAAAAUGACAAAAAUAAAAUUUUUAACCAUUGGAAGGAAUCUUUUCUGAAUAAAUUGAUACGUAAUGAACAGUGGAAUGUGUGGAAUAAAGAAGGAAAAGAAUAA
This is a messenger RNA of Plasmodium knowlesi strain H, 837 nucleotides long. Its product is annotated as tryptophan-rich antigen. The transcript is spliced from 2 exons. The coding region runs from base 1 to 837 and encodes 278 amino acids. The record is from RefSeq and is a predicted model, not a curated record. NCBI's taxonomy places the organism in Eukaryota, Apicomplexa, Aconoidasida, Haemosporida, Plasmodiidae.